This is a messenger RNA of Aphanomyces astaci, 1364 nucleotides long. RefSeq lists its product as hypothetical. The transcript has 4 exons. NCBI's taxonomy places the organism in Eukaryota, Oomycota, Saprolegniomycetes, Saprolegniales, Verrucalvaceae. The coding region runs from base 42 to 1181 and encodes 379 amino acids. The record is from RefSeq and is a predicted model, not a curated record.
GCUCAACCAGCAGGAUCGGUUUCAUUGUCGGUUACGUACAAAUGCCGACGACGAAAGAGGCGGCGUUGGCCAAGAUCAACCAUUUGAGAUGCUCUGGGUCAAGCCUGUACCACACGUCGUCGUAUGUCCACUUAGCUGGAUCCGAGGCGAAAGCGAAUCCGCACCCGAUCGCCGACAAUGCGGUCGUGGAAGCGUUUGGAGUGGGCAAGUGUCCGCGCUUGGUGCGACUGCUGAGUGACGACGACGUUGGUGUCUUGGUUCACACGUUGAAAUGUCUCACGGGGGUUCUUAACAACCCUCGGGAUGUGGUGGCUUGCCUCGACGAAAACCACAGCAUUUUGGACCCCCUGUCCAAGCUGCUUUACCACGGCAACGCGGAAAUCCAGCAAUUGGCUGCCGCGUGCCUGCAUUUGAUUGCCAGUCACGCGAAUGGCCGCGCGGCGCUCAUUGCAAAGCGCACCAUGCGCAAGAUCAUGAAGGCGUUUGCUCGCACUGACGAAGUGGUCGUCCAGAACUUGCUCGACACGGCGCUGCAUGUCAGCACCAUCCUCGCAGGCGCACAAGAAAUGACCCAAAACAGUUAUGUGCCAAUUAUCUUGGACAAACUCAAGCAAGAGCCGCUGUCCGACGCCGUCGCGUUGCGCACCCUGCGCCUCCUCAAAGCAUUCGUAAACGACGCCAUGUCCGGCACGGUCUUGCGCAUUGUCGAAGCUGGGGGCGUCGAAAUGGUGUCUCGGUUUGUGUUUUCCAAGUCCAAGACGAUUCAAGUGGCGGCGUUGCACUUAAUUGGCGCCAUGAUGUACUUGGAUCGGGGGAGGGAGCGCGCCAUGACGCACGGCGUCGUGAAGCGGCUGUGCAAAGUCCUCAUGGACAAGGACGCGUCUGUGUGUAUUGCGAGCGCAGGGGCGCUGAUGGUCCUGACGAUCCACGACGACGCCAAGCGGGAAUUUCAAGAAGGAGGGGCCAUUCCUGGGCUAUUGCAACUGCUCUAUCGACAAACGUUUGGCAUUCAGUUGAACGUACUCAAACUCAUUGCGUGCAUUGCGUCGUACCCGCCCGCGAGACACCAAUUGCGAACGCCUCAAAUGGAGAAAAUCAUGCUCGCUUUGACCGACGACGACAGCGAGUUGCUUGCGCGCUCCGCCAAGGUGGCUUUGCACGCCGUGCUGUGGAUGCCUUAACAUGAAGCGUUGUAAAUUUGACGACGCCAUUGGAGAGAAUGGUAAUCUAACCUAACGUUAGUUAGGGCAUCCCCACCAGUACGUGAUACCGAUGAUUGGACAAAAUUAUCCAUUGAUAGCAUGUUAUUGGCUAAUUCGUCAAAACUGUAUUUUACAGUCGCGACUGUAAAUCUGACCGAUUUG